Molecule: messenger RNA, 489 nt
Organism: Suillus subalutaceus
Lineage: Eukaryota; Fungi; Basidiomycota; Agaricomycetes; Boletales; Suillaceae
Product: kinase-like domain-containing protein
Exons: 4
Biological process (GO): protein phosphorylation
Molecular function (GO): protein kinase activity; ATP binding
Source: RefSeq, a predicted model, not a curated record
UUUCGACGAGAAACUGCAAUAUGGGCACACCUUAUCCACGACAAUAUCGUCACACUUUAUGGAACGACAGAGGGAUUCGGGCCAACCACAGCCCUUGUCUCCCAAUGGUUUCCGGAAGGCACGCUGCUCCGUCUGAUCACAGAACAGGGUGCUGCAUUAACCAUUAAGUCCAAAUUGAAGCUGCUUCACGGCAUAGCAUCUGGACUCUACUAUCUUCACUCUUUUCCCAUUGUUCACGGUGACAUUACGAGCUCCAACGUUUUGGUAGAUCUCAAGGACGGAGAAUACAGAGCUUACCUAACGGACUUCGGUUUGUCAAAUGUCCUCUGCGGAUGUUUAAAAGACUACCCAAUUGAAGGAUCAUCUGUUCGGCCUGGUGCAAUCAGGUGGACUGCACCUGAGUUGCUCAGGUCACAUGAUCCCCCUUCCGAUAUCAAACCGACCACGCAGAAUGACAUGUAUUCCUAUGGUCGUGUCAUGUUCCAUGUA